CUCCGACCCCCAACCCAACCAUACACCGUCGACCAUUUUCGACCAUUAGAUUUUGUCGUCCGCAAAGCCUGAAAUUUCGUGGCCAAAGAUAGGCUCGCAAAAAGACAUUUCUGUCAAAAUAAUACUUCUUUGUUGAUUUUAAAACACGUCAUCUUUUUUGGGCGAAGGCGCGUCCUCGCAAUCUUCUUUUUGUGCAACUGGUUCUAUUCAUUCAUCUAUCAGCCAUGUCUCGAGGCGGCACCACCCUCUACGUAACUGGCUUUAGCCACGGUACUCGCGCUCGCGACCUGGCCUACGAGUUCGAACGCUAUGGCCGCCUUGUUCGAUGCGACAUUCCCGCACCUCGAUCUGCGUCUAGCAGACUUUUCGCGUUUGUCGAGUAUGAAGAUCGUCGCGACGCCGAUGAGGCAUACCACGACAUGCACAACAAACGCCUCGGUCGUGACGACAUUUUGAAAAUCGAAUGGGCCCGCACCCCUCCCUCAGCGUCCUGGCGCUUUGAGUCUGGCCGUGACCGUGACCGCGGCAGUGACCGUGGCGACCGCUCUCGCCGCUCUCCUCGACGCGGUCGAUCUCCCUCGCCUCCCCGCCGCCGCGACUACUCCCCUAGGAAGGACGAUCGCCGCGACAGGGACCGUGACCGUGACCGAGACUACGACAGGGACUCUCGUCGCGACCGCGACCGCUCUCGCAGCCCUGACAACCGUGACCGUGACCGGGAGAUGAAGGAUGUGGACCGCGACGACCGUGACCGUCGCGAGAACGGCACCAAUGGCGAGGACCGCAAACCCGCCGCCGACAGCCCCCCUCCAGCUCGCGAGGAAGACCUCGACGUUGCCGAGUAAACGAAUUUUUUCACCAACCGCGUAGCACCAUGUCACAGCUUUCCGCCUCUCAUAUCAUUUUCUCCAGUUGGGGGCAAGUUAGGCUCAUUGUCUCUUGUUUCUAAUUCUCUCCGGAUUUACUCACUUGAUCGCUCCUUACUGGCGUUUCACAAAAAUCAAAUGUGUUUAGUUUCGAGCCGCCGGCCGAUCGGUUGUCGAAUAUUACUCUUUCAUAGGCAGACGAGCGAUACGUACCGGGAAAACACGCGAAUCGAACGAACGGAACGGAACGGAAUCCCCGAACGAGUGCGUCUAGUGAUACCAGCGAGCCUUUUACACCACUUGCAUCAAUUCCCCGAUCCAGUAAUUAGUCCGCUUUUUAGUUAGCAACGACUGCC
Messenger RNA from Pyricularia oryzae 70-15, 1222 nucleotides. RefSeq lists its product as uncharacterized. Gene Ontology annotation, cellular component: nuclear speck. Gene Ontology annotation, molecular function: RNA binding. The transcript has 5 exons. NCBI's taxonomy places the organism in Eukaryota, Fungi, Ascomycota, Sordariomycetes, Magnaporthales, Pyriculariaceae. The coding region runs from base 225 to 845 and encodes 206 amino acids. Gene Ontology annotation, biological process: mRNA splicing, via spliceosome. The record is from RefSeq and is a predicted model, not a curated record.